Molecule: messenger RNA, 1686 nt
Organism: Cyprinodon variegatus (sheepshead minnow)
Lineage: Eukaryota; Metazoa; Chordata; Actinopteri; Cyprinodontiformes; Cyprinodontidae
Gene: tnfsf10l
Product: tumor necrosis factor ligand superfamily member 10-like
Exons: 7
Coding region: 253-1260 (335 amino acids)
Biological process (GO): immune response
Cellular component (GO): membrane
Molecular function (GO): tumor necrosis factor receptor binding
Source: RefSeq, a predicted model, not a curated record
UCGGUUUUCAGCCCACCAGCCCAGCUGCCUCCUCCAAUCCAGCAGCUGAGCAGACAUGGACACAUCCACACUUUAAACCCUCUCCGCCGGUCGCUCUCUGUGCGCCUCUCCUCUGCUGCGCCGCGCCGCGCUGCGCUUCCAGUGUGAACGAACCCACUGGCUGGCGGACGCAUGGAAAACUAACUUCUCAUUUUCCUCCGAUUCCCACUCACUCUCCCACUCUCCGUGGAGGCUGUUGUUGUUCCAGACUUCAUGCUCCCCUCAUGCGUCGGGAAAGCCAUGGCCACUCCAAGCGCGCAGCAGCACCACCACCAGCAGAACCAGGAUUACUUUAGAUCCGUAAGCAGCGAGUCUACAACUUACAUGAUGGUUCCCACGGGAGGUCCGAGUGGGUCCACGCGCCGGGAGGCACCGUCCAAAAUGUGGUUGGCCAUGGUGGUGAUUGUGGUGGUGGUCUUGCAGAUUGCGUCCACCACUGGGCUCUUUGUCUACCUGAAUAUGUCCAUCUCACAGGUGCGUAGCCAAGGAGUAACGGAGGAGCUGAAGUGCAUCGGUUUACUGAAUGCCCUGCACAAGGACCAGGACAUCCCAGAUCAGCUGGCCCAGCUCUUGGGAGAGCCCUGCAUCAAACUGGCCGAAGGCAUCAAGGCUUAUAUCUCAAAGGUGACGGAGAACAUCAUCUCCAAACAAACCUUCAUCGAGGCGAGAACGAUGCCUCGCUCGUUCAACAUCUCAAAGAGCUCCGUGGCCCAGAGGCCGUCUGCUCACCUGACUCUUCGAGACAUCGGCUCUCAAGCAGGGUUCUCUCUCAAUCAAAAUACCAAAUCGAGUCUCCACCAGUCCUGUCGUCACGUGGUGCGCUCCUGGGCCAAUCAGAGCUUCGGAGCUCACCUGCACAACAUGACGUUGACCAAUGGGAGGCUGCGAGUGCCUCAGGAUGGACGGUACUACCUGUACUCACAGGUCUAUUUUCGAUAUCCGUCUCCAGCUGCCAGUGAUGGGGACCAGCGUAGCGUCAGCCACCAGCUGGUGCAAUGCGUCUACAAGAAAACCUCCUACCCAGACCCUAUACAGCUCUUAAAGGGUGUAGGAACCAAGUGCUGGGCUCCAGAUGCUGAGUACGCCCUGCACUCGGUCUACCAGGGAGGACUGUUUGAGCUAAGGGCCGGGGACGAACUCUUCGUCUCAGUGUCUUCUCCAACCAUGGUGAAUGCCGAUGAUUCCUCCAGUUAUUUUGGGGCCUUCCGCUUGGACCUUUAAGAACAGGACGGGAGAAGACAAAAGACAAAGAGACUAAGGUGUAAAUGGAGAUAAUGCGACAAAUAUCAGUUGAUCACAAUGGGAAGGCUGGAUCUUGGCUCUUGAGUGUGGGCCACGAUAGACACACCUAUUGAGGACAGUUGUGGGGGUAUACACGUUAGCCUGAAAGACGAACACAGCAAGACGUUUGGAUGAAAGGGAAAGCGAAAAGAGUGGAUUUGUCUUUCCCACUGUCCACAAGAAAAACGUGGUUGGUGGAAAGAUUAUACAGAGGUGUGCAAUCAUAAAUGUGAGGACUGAUUAACAGUUGAUUUGUGCUGUUUGGAUUUUGCAAAAGAUCAUUUGGACAUCUUCACUGAACAGAUCUAUCUCUGUGAUUUUACUCUGUUAACAAACUUUGUUGUAAAAAAAAAACAAAAAAAAAAA